CCCCAGCAGACAUUUCCCCCUGCCCUAUACAGUAAUUCAAUAUUAAAUUAUUACAUAAUAUUAAAUUAUUACAAUAUUAAAUUAUCAUCUGAAAUGUUUUAAUGAUUUUCAUUAAGUGUUUGGAUAAUUUCUGGUGAAAGAUAAAUUUUUUAAUACAAAUAAAUUUAUUUUGAGAUUAACGAAAUCUCUUACAUAGAUCUAGUACGACUGAUAUUCACGCAAAAAUUAACCAAAAAAUGAUAGUAGUUCCGCACUUGCUCUGUUUCGUUUUCUCAAUCAAAAUUAUGGCGGGACUGUAAAUACCAUUGGUUUUGUAGUAAACAUAACUUCAAAAAUGAAAAUCAAUGUCUGUCCAGAAACUGAAUGAUGGAAUUUUUAUUCAGAAACCCGUAAAAACUUUCCACUUCACUGAUGAAACAGAUAUCAUUGAUAUUAGUUGUAGUUCUUCGGAUAGUUUACUUUCCGAAACUGAUCAGCAUUUGUGCAAUGACAAUUGUGCAUUGAUAAAAGUAAAAGAAGUACUUGAUCCAAGUUUUGGAAUGUAUGUAUGGCCUUGUGCACCUGUUUUAGGAAAAUAUAUUUGGCACAAUCGAAAAAGACUCAAAGACAAAGUAAUUAUUGAGUUGGGCUGUGGAACUGGUUUGAUUUCAGUUCUUGCUGCUAAAUGUGGUGCUUAUCCAAUUCUGACAGAUUCUAAAAAAUAUGGUCCUGUAUUCAAAAUAGCUGAAGAAAAUAUGAAGCUUAAUAACAUAGAUUGCAAAGAUUUUGAAAUUCAAGAAUUGACAUGGGGUUAUAUAACUCCUUUUAUAAUUAGAAAUAGACCAAUCGAUUUCAUUUUAGGAUCUGAUGUUUUCUAUUGUCCAAAAGAUUUUGAAGACUUGAUUGUUACCGUAUCUUAUAUAUUAAAGAAAAAUGCUGGUGCUGAAUUCUGGUGUACUUAUGAACACAGAUGUAUGCAUUGUGCUUAUAGUUCAGAUUGGAAUAUUGAUUAUUUGCUAAGAAAGUGGGACCUGUGCUGCAGAGAAAUUUCCCUUGAAGAUUUUGGUGCUGAUCGCUUUAGUGUAGCUGGCCAUGAUUUACCAGGUUUAAAGACUAUCAGCCUAUUUGUUUUUAGUUAUGCCAAAUAACUGCAUUCUUUAAAACUUAUAAAAGUAGUAAAUUUUUAAAUAUUCCAGUGUAUUAUAUAGGAAGAAAUGAAAAUAAUAAAUCAUUAAUAUGA
Argiope bruennichi is the source of this 1219-nucleotide messenger RNA. RefSeq names its product histone-arginine methyltransferase METTL23-like. Bases 345 to 1127 code for a protein of 260 amino acids. The record is from RefSeq and is a predicted model, not a curated record. The transcript is spliced from 5 exons. Gene Ontology annotation, cellular component: nucleus; cytoplasm. Lineage: Eukaryota; Metazoa; Arthropoda; Arachnida; Araneae; Araneidae.